GACGGCGAGCCGCGCCGUGCCGUGCCGUGCCGUGCCGUGCCGUGCUUGUUCCGAUGGAAGUGCCGCCGCCCAGCGGAGCCGUACCGGCCCUGUCUGGCCGUCCGCACAGGACGCUGGUUGUGUCGGUGGUCUUUGUGCUGUACCUGGUGAUGGGUAGUCUGGUCUUCCAUUGUCUGGAGACGUACAGCCGACCAGUGACGGCGACCAGUGAGGGCAGCCGACCAGUGAGCCCUGAGCGGCUCUCGGAGACCGGCCAACACCUUUCUGAGGACACGCUGGAAUGGCUUUGCCGCCGCAGUGCUGCUGGUCAGGCCGGACGGCUGCUGCCGGCUGAGCACAGCGGCACCGGCUGGCAGCUGCGACAGCUGCUCUGCGGCAGCGGCUCCGACCGGCUGCAGUCCCAGCAGCCCGAGCCGGCCUGGAGCUUCAUAGACGCCCUGUUCUUCUGCCUGACGGUCGUCACCACCAUUGGUUACGGGCAGCUGAGCCCGCGCACGGCCGGCGGCCAGCUGUUCUGCCUGCUGUACGCGCUGGUGGGCAUCCCGAUCAGCGGCCUGCUGCUGGCCGGCCUCUCGGACCUGUUGGCCGGCCACCUGCUCAGCUUCUACCACACCAGCUGGGCCAAACGGCACGGCCGCUCCAAGUGGAGUCUGGCGGCGCUCACGGUGCUCUACCUGUUGUUCGGGCUCCUGCUGUUUGUGCUCGUGCCAGCCGUGGCUUUCAGCUGGCUAGAGAACUGGAACUACCGUGAGGCCGUCUACUACGCCUUUGUCACCCUCUCCACCAUCGGCUUCGGAGACUACACCGCAGCCGGGCCCGGCCCCAGCGACACCGCCUGGAGCACCGUUUACAAGCUGCUGCUCAUGCUCUGGAUCCUGCUCGGGCUCGGCUACUGGGUGCUCGUGCUCGACUUCCUACAGAGGACGCUCAAGUCGAAGGAGGUGCUACAAGCGCUGCAGGGCACCUCUCGGCUGAUGGGCCGCGAGGCGGCCGAGCUGCGCGCAGCGCUCACAGAGCUCGGCGUGCUGCGGCCGGACGCCGCCUUCGUCCCGCAGCACUCCAAGGCGGCGCUCAGCCUGGUGCUGGGCGUCAGCCGCAGCCUGGCGGGCACCGCGCCGCCGGCGCACACCACUGCCGGCCUGCCCGGCAUCCACGCCAUCGGAGACGGCCUGCUGUCGGCGCUGCUGUCGGCGCUGCCGGCCUCACCCUCCGACAGCCCUCAGGCGGCCAGUGGGGGCGCCGUCAACGAGGGCUGCCGGCCCGCAGACGGCUCGCAGCGGCAGCAGCCACCGGGCCCGCAGUGAC
Molecule: messenger RNA, 1305 nt
Organism: Amphibalanus amphitrite
Lineage: Eukaryota; Metazoa; Arthropoda; Thecostraca; Balanomorpha; Balanidae
Product: potassium channel subfamily K member 16-like
Exons: 5
Coding region: 54-1304 (416 amino acids)
Biological process (GO): potassium ion transmembrane transport; stabilization of membrane potential
Cellular component (GO): membrane
Molecular function (GO): potassium ion leak channel activity
Source: RefSeq, a predicted model, not a curated record